GCGAUCGUCAUCGAGAUGGAGUGUAGUACCUCGUGCGAGAAGCCAGCCUUUGUCACGUCCAGCGGGGAGGUGUCAGACCGUCUACACAAAUGUCUACGGCCACUGGCGGGGGAUGUCACGGACAGUGCAGUGAACCUAGGCAUCGACGACACAGUUGACCGCCCCCGCCGCAUAGGAUGUCGCAGUAAGAAAUUCAAGUUGCGGGUGGAGUACCUGAAGCUGACGACCAGGAAGUUGGUCCGCAUGUCUUGCAGCCUGGGAAGAUAUAGAAAGCGCAUUUGGGUUUCUGGAGCUCUCCCAGGGGUCUUGUACGGGGCUGGGGUUCACGGGAUCUCGGACUUUGAGUUGGGCAAGAUCAG
Molecule: messenger RNA, 359 nt
Organism: Prorocentrum cordatum
Lineage: Eukaryota; Dinophyceae; Prorocentrales; Prorocentraceae
Source: the annotation of a GenBank genome assembly